AUGGAGUCCUACGUGGUGAGCUGUAAAUAUGCUGAGCCGCAGUUCCCGCCAUGUGAAGAAGAUUACAGUAAUUUUAAUGAACAAGGGGGGUAUUACAACAACCCCGAGGACAGUGGCAGUUAUGGAGGGGGCUAUAUGUCCAUGCAGCCCCCUCCGCCUCCCUAUACACAACAACAAACCGGUUAUCAACACUCUUUGCAGGGGCAUCGCCGGCAAGAUGGAGAGGACCCCUCGCAGCAUCAAGGUGCAACCUACCCGGUCUACAGAGAGACGGACGGGCCCGUGAAGGAGAGGUUCCCCGUGGGUGACCUGCAGUGCCAGGCCUGGAUGACCUGCGCAAAGCCCGCUCAGGUGCAGAGGAAAACGGCCUGCCAGGGCAAAGACAAGCCGCCCAUUGUUGUCUACCCGUGGAUGAAGAAAGUGCACGUCGCUCAUGUUAAUCCAAAUCACGUGGGCCCGGAGCCAAAGAGGUUGCGGACGGCCUACACGCGACAGCAGGUCCUGGAGCUCGAGAAGGAGUUUCAUUUCAGCCGCUAUCUUACGCGCCGCCGCCGAGUCGAGGUGGCCCACGCGCUCUGCCUGUCCGAACGGCAGGUGAAGGUGUGGUUCCAGAACCGGCGCAUGCGCUGGAAGAAAGACAACAAGCUGCCCAACACCAAAGGAAAGAGCAAAAACAAGAAAGCGACCGACAACAACAACAACAGCAACAGCAGCAGCGACAGCGUGAAGACGGUGAUAACUGUCUGA
Pelmatolapia mariae (spotted tilapia) is the source of this 747-nucleotide messenger RNA. RefSeq names its product homeobox protein Hox-D4b-like. Lineage: Eukaryota; Metazoa; Chordata; Actinopteri; Cichliformes; Cichlidae. Gene Ontology annotation, molecular function: RNA polymerase II cis-regulatory region sequence-specific DNA binding; DNA-binding transcription factor activity, RNA polymerase II-specific. Gene Ontology annotation, biological process: positive regulation of transcription by RNA polymerase II; anterior/posterior pattern specification; embryonic skeletal system morphogenesis. The record is from RefSeq and is a predicted model, not a curated record. The transcript has 2 exons. Bases 1 to 747 code for a protein of 248 amino acids. Gene Ontology annotation, cellular component: nucleus; nucleoplasm.